Messenger RNA from Pipistrellus kuhlii (Kuhl's pipistrelle), 2428 nucleotides. RefSeq names its product bone morphogenetic protein 15 (gene BMP15). Gene Ontology annotation, cellular component: extracellular region. The coding region runs from base 46 to 1230 and encodes 394 amino acids. Gene Ontology annotation, molecular function: growth factor activity; cytokine activity. The record is from RefSeq and is a predicted model, not a curated record. The transcript has 2 exons. Gene Ontology annotation, biological process: BMP signaling pathway; SMAD protein signal transduction. NCBI's taxonomy places the organism in Eukaryota, Metazoa, Chordata, Mammalia, Chiroptera, Vespertilionidae.
UUGGGCUUGGGCUGGAAUACGUUGUUGAACACCAAGCUUUUCAAGAUGGUCCUCCUCAGCAGCAUUAGAAUUCUUCUCUGGGGACUGGUGCUUUUCACAGAACACAGAGUCCACAUGGGAACGGUAGGGGAGCGCUCUACUGGACCCCUGGCUGAAGCCCCUACCUUGCCCCUGAUUCAGGAGCUGCUCAAAGAAGCCCCUGACAAGCAGCAGAGGAAGCCACAGGUCCUAGAGCGCCCCAUGCGGUACAUGCUGGAGUUGUACCAGCGCUCAGCUGAUGCGCAUGGCCACCCGAGGGAGAACCGCACCAUUGGGGCAACCAUGGUGAGGCUGGUGAGGCCCUUGGCCAAUGUAGCAAAGCCCCUCAAAGGCCCUCGGCACAUACAGACCCUGGACUUUCCUUUGAGGCCAAACCAGGUAGCCUACCAACUAGUCAGAGCCACUGUGAUUUACCACCAUCAACUCCAACUAGCUGGCUUCCAGCUCUCCUGCCAUGUGGAACCCUGGGUCCAGAAAAGCCCAACCAACUGUUCUCCUUCCUUGGGAAGAGGUUCCUCAAAACCUUCCCUACUAUCUGAAGCUUGGACAGAAAUGGAUGUCACUCAACACGUUCAGAAAAGACUCCGGAAUCACAAGAGGCACCGGAUCCUACGACUGUGCUUCAUGUGUCAGCAUCAAAAAGGUAGUGCGGGUCAGGAGCUCCUGUGGCAUGGCACUUCAUCCUUGGACACUACCUUCUUGUUACUCUAUUUCAAUGACACUCAUAAAAGUGUUCAGAAGGCCAAACUUCUACCCGGAGGCCUGGAGGAAUUUAUGGAAAGGGACUCUUCUCUUCUCUUGCGUAGGGCACGGCAAGCAGGCAGUAUUGCAUCUAAGAUUCCUGGCCCCUCCCAGGAACAUGAUAGGCCUGAAAGUAACCAGUGUUCCCUCCACCAUUUCCAAGUCAGUUUCCACCAGCUGGGCUGGGAUCACUGGAUCAUUGCUCCCAAUCUCUAUACCCCAAACUACUGUAAGGGUGCCUGUCCUCGGGUACUACACUAUGGUCUCAACUCUCCUAAUCACGCCAUCAUCCAGAACCUUGUCAAUGAGCUGGUGAACCAGAGUGUCCCUCGGCCCUCGUGUGUCCCUUAUAAGUAUGUUCCCAUUAGCAUCCUUAUGGUUGAGGCUAAUGGGAGUAUCUUGUACAAGGAGUAUGAGGAUAUGAUUGCCCAGGCCUGCACAUGCAGGUGAUAGCACAGACACAGGUAGCUCGGGUUUCUCAAGAAAUUGGAGUAGGGUUUAGAAUAAAGAUACAAAUGUCAACGUUAAAGCUGCAGUGAUCCUCUAGCUAAACCAUGGGUUCUAUUUCUUGCCUUAAGUGUUGUUACUUAAGUCUCCUUCCCUGCUUAUGAUCUCACUUUAUAAAAACAGUCUGAUACCAAACAGUAUGUUUUGACCACUAAUCAGAGCCCUUAACGCUUAAGAUGUGCCUUUGGAUAUGCCCUCUAUUUUCUUGUCUUUUCAUGGUGACUCUGUUAAAAAGGUCACGAGUCCAUUAUGGAUACAGUUUUAGGCAUUGUCCCACCAAGACCUGGUAAAGGUGGAAUCAUUCUAGUGGUACAUCUUCUGAGAUUCUCUAGAAUAUUUGGGGUGAAGAAAGCAAACAGAUUUUUUAUGCUCCUCUUUCUUGCCUCCUAAAUUCUAGAAACUGGUAACCAAUCCUGCCUGCCUCUAUGCUUGGAUUACCAUCUAAAUCUAAACUAACUUUUCCCAGAUAUAUUAGAAAACUUGUAGCAAUAACCUCCACAAAAAUCCUUUAAGGGAAACAGAGGAAUGGCUUUUCCUACAUUAUUGGAGCUUUUCCUCUCAGCCUCUGGACCUGGGAAAAGUAUCUGAGUUUCCUUCCUGUCCUUGGGUGAGGAGAACAGCCUUCAAUAAGACCACUAGGGAAAUAUGGAGCUGUCUGAGACAAAAUCAUUUCAAAACCACCCACAUCUAUGGGGAAGAGAAAGAAAGAGCUGUCAUUUCUCAUUAGGAUUAUGUAUAGGGGAGUCAUUUUAACCUUCCCAUGGAAGACUAGAUUUCACAGGUUAUUGUCUUUAUGUAACACUUAAACCCCUGUUAAAUACUUCAUAUAGAAAGCUCUCUGGUGUCUCAGAGGCUAGGAGUUGGCCUCGUUGUGCGGGUAGAGAUUGCAGUGAGGAAGAUUAAAGAUCUGUGGGGAAGGAUGCAUCAUGUUGAAGUCUGACUUCAUUCUACGCUUGCCUGUUUGUGCAAGUUCAGUUUGGCUCUGGGCAUGGGACUCUGGAGGAGAUGGGCUUGCUGCCUUGGGGGGCAUGGAGCUCUACCUUGGACUGCAGGAUGCUUGCAGAAUAACUCUUUUUCAACUCCUGUGCUGUAUUGAAGUGAUGGGAACUGGGCUGUUACAAAUAAAUCAUUUUGUUAAAGA